CAAAACCCACCACCUUCCGUACUCUCCCAUUGCGCCUUGUCGGCCACCCCAAUCCCCAAUCCCCCCUCAUGUUGCGGACAUCACUGCGAUCCGUGAGGGCGCUGGGCACCAGGCCCGCCGCGGCUGCUGCUGGCCGCCAAUGGCAAGUUGCUGCGGCCCGGCGUGCGGUUGUGUCGGGGCAGGUUCAGAACCGAUUCUACGCCGACAAUAGCAAGCGUCCCGAUGAAGUCAAGAUUCCGGCCUCCGAGACCCUGACGGCCCCGUCGACCCCGGCCCCGGCUCCGGCUCCUCCCGCCGUCGAGAAGGCCCCCCCCAAGCCUCCCGCCCCGGGCCCGGCGGCCACGCCAGCGACAGCGACCAAGACUCCGCCUCCGCCGCCGCCGCCGCCGACGACGACGAUGCCUCCGCCGCCGGUGCCCCCCAGGAAGAAGGGCUUCUUCCGGCGGCUGCGCAACUUCGUCCUGACGCUGACCCUGCUGAGCGCCCUGGGAUUCGCCGGCGGUGUGUGGUAUGCGCGCAUCAACGACAACUUCCACGACUUCUUUACCGAGUACAUCCCCUACGGCGAGCAGGCCGUGCUCUAUUUCGAGGAGAUGGAUUUCAAGAAGCGGUUUCCCAACGUGGCCGGCAGAGUGACGGGCCGACGGCCGGAGGGCGAGCAGGUCAAGAUCCCCGCCCAGAGUGGCGCCUCGUGGCGUGUCGCCGACGGCAGGGAGACCGGCGGCCGCCAGUCGAGCGCGGUGCAAAAAGUCGAGGCCGCCAAGGAGCCCAGCCGAAAGGCGGAGCCCGCUGUCGUCGCCCAGGCCAAGCAGGAGACGGCCAAGCAGCCCUCGGCCGAGACUACCACCAAGGCGGCGGAGGAGAAGCCCGUUCCCGUGCCCACGCCCGCUCCCGGUCCGACCCCGGCUCCGGCUCCUGAGCCUGCUGCCAUCGAUCCCGCUCCCGCGAAGCAGUCGUUCAAGGCUCCCGAGGUGGACGAGCCCUCGCGGUGGCCGCCCGCCUCGCCCAUCGACCCGCUCGCCGUCCCCGACGCGGCCGAGCCGGUCGUCCAGGCCAUGGUGCGCAUGCUGAACGACAUCAUCACCGUCAUCAACCACGACGGCGCCAGCGAGAAGUACGGCGCGACCAUCGGCAAGGCCAAGGGCGAGAUCAGCAAGCUCGGCCAGAAGGUCCGCGACCUCAGGGCGGCGGUGGAGAAGGAGGCCGCGCAGCAGGUCAAGGAGCGCGUCGACGGCUUCGACAAGGCCGCCAACGAGCUGGUCUCGCGCCUCGAGGCCGCCAUGGCGGCGCAGGAGCAGCAGUUCCGGCGCGAGUUCGAGGCCGAGAUGGAGCGGCUGAGGAAGAGCUACGACAGCAAGGUGCAGCUCAUCCAGGAGCGCGAGCGCCAGCUGGCCGAGGAGAAGCUCAACAACCGGCUGCUCGAGCAGGCCAUCCAGCUGCAGCGCCAGUUCGCCAGUGACAUCAAGAGGCACGUCGAGGAGGAGCGCGAGGGCCGCCUCGGCAAGCUCGAGGAGCUCAAGGCCGCCGUGGCCGACCUCGAGAGGCUCACGGCCGGCUGGAACGAGGUGGUCGACUCCAACCUGCGCACGCAGCAGCUGCACGUCGCCGUCGAGGCCGUGCGCGCCAGCCUCGAGGACGCCCGCCACCCGCGGCCCUUCGUCAAGGAGCUGAUCGCCCUCAAGGAGAUCGCCGCCCAGGACCCCGUCAUCGACGCCGCCAUCGCGUCCAUCCACCCGUCGGCCUACCAGCGCGGCGUCUCGACCCCGGCCGAGCUGAUCGACCGGUUCCGCCGCGUGGCCGCCGAGGUGCGCAAGGCGUCCCUGCUGCCGGAGGACGCCGGCGUCGCCAGCCACGCCUCGAGCUACGUCCUGAGCAAGGUCCUCUUCAAGAAGCAGGGCCUGGCCGCGGGCGACGACGUCGAGAGCAUCCUGACCCGCACGCAGACCUUCCUCGAGGAGGGCGACCUGGACAACGCGGCGCGCGAGAUGAACGGCCUCACCGGCUGGUCCAAGACGCUCAGCCGCGACUGGCUAGCCGAGGUGAGGAAGGUGUUGGAAGUGCGCCAGGCCUUGGACGUCAUCCAAACCGAGGCUAGGCUGCAGAGUUUGAAGGCGGAGUAGACGGGACUUUUAUUCUUUAACUUUUUCCUUUGUCGAUGUAUGUACAUUCCUGCGUUACUGCGUAGAUCUAAAGGUCAAGAAGGACGGUUCGGGCUGGGUGCGUGUAUUAAGUAGCCAAUAGACGCGGUCAGCUGUUGUCAGCUCGUUUUCCAUCGAUUGUUUGCUUUUGGUAGUGUGGCAGCUCAGGUUCGGGGGUGUGUGUGGAAUGCAGAUUUUGAGGUUUUGGGCUCGUUCGGGGUGUUUAUCCGCUGUGAUGAUAUUUUAUAACCUUGAGAAUCUUCGGAGUUGAUUGAACCAAAACCAAAAAACCA
Thermothelomyces thermophilus ATCC 42464 is the source of this 2431-nucleotide messenger RNA. RefSeq lists its product as uncharacterized. The coding region runs from base 69 to 2120 and encodes 683 amino acids. The record is from RefSeq and is a predicted model, not a curated record. Gene Ontology annotation, cellular component: MICOS complex. Gene Ontology annotation, biological process: cristae formation. The transcript is spliced from 3 exons. Lineage: Eukaryota; Fungi; Ascomycota; Sordariomycetes; Sordariales; Chaetomiaceae.